This is a messenger RNA of Serendipita indica DSM 11827, 1746 nucleotides long. Lineage: Eukaryota; Fungi; Basidiomycota; Agaricomycetes; Sebacinales; Serendipitaceae. The record is from the annotation of a GenBank genome assembly.
AUGACGCACAGAGCGUAUCAGAGUGAUGUUAAAAGAGCUAGCUCCAGUCCCACCCCAGACCUCAUUGCGGACGAAAACAAGGCAACGUCGAACAAAGAUGGAAGCAUCAAUCCUUCCAAAAAGCGCAAAGAGCGAGAAUGGGACGCGUUCUCCAACAACUCCCGACCGCUGCCGCUCAAGAGUCGAGUAUCUGCAACCCCCGACAAUGAGGAUUCUCGACAUUUUUCUACUCCUCGACGAUCAAAGCAGGUUGACAGGAGUCAAUUUCAACCUCUUUUCGACGAGAACGCGGAAUCUAUUCCAUGGAACCUCUCACCAAUCCUCUCACCAUGUAACCCCAAAGCAGGGGUGGAGGAAACUAGGGGCCUCACUUAUCACAAUGGCGGCCGACAUCCGUUACAGGAGAACCUUCCAUCGAAUUCACCUGAGCGGGAACUGCCGCCGUCUAGCCCUAGUCUUCCUGUUCCGAACCGCCUUCUCAUGAAGCGUAGACAGCGAGUGACGGACACUGGCAUGGGAAAUCAUGCGAGACUACUCGAGGAACGAGCGCCAGAAGUUGUGACUGCAGGUCCUUCGAAAGGGCGUCUGAUUCGUCGCCCGGGUCGAUAUUCCCUUCCUCACAUGGUGACGAAGCCGGUCUCAGGACCAUCAUCGCCUAGCUCUCCAGAGUCGGUCAAAAAUGAUGCCACCCCCCACAAAUAUCAGCAAGAAGAUGUCGCGUGUAUCCCUUGGAUGACUCCUGCUUCGACCAAGUCACCAGAGAUUCCCUCGUCACAACAGAUGGAAAACCCAGACUUUUUCUCCCCUUUCACCGCAUCUCAACCUCUUUUGAAUCUGGACGCUUCUCAAAACGACCUGCACGAGGAGUUGACUGGAGCUCCUGUUCAUCCACCGGCCAGCUCUCUCCCUGGAGGUACUCCACUCAGCCAGGUGUCGGUGACAAGCUCAGUAACCGAGGACUAUGAAGAAAGGCCGACAUUUCGCCGAAAACAUCCGGAUGCAACGAAUACGCCUGCCGACCCCAACGCUACGCUCGUCGGCCCAACUCCACUCCAGAUGGGACAUGUGACACCUCUACGCCUGCCCAAUACCUCAACCUCGAGAAAAGGGAUAUACUCACGCUCUUCGGACACUUUUGUCCCUGAUAGCAUUCCUCUCAAUGGAGAUGUGGAUGACGUUUCUUCCCUGGUCAACGCUGUCAAAGACAUGUCGCCCUACAAACGCAAACUGACUUCGACAUCGAAGAGCGCAACAAGAGUUGCCCGCAGGGGUCAAGACCUCAUUGAGUUGGACGACAGCGAAAACGAAACGCCUACCCACUCGCCAGCACAAAAGCACCCGGGAGACCCAGAAGAUGUGAAGUCAAUCCUUGACGACGACGAAGAGGAGUGGAGAAGAAAGUAUUCUCCCUCUAAAUUUGAGUCGCAGCUUCCCGAGGAAGAGGAGCUGCCGUACAUGUCCUUGCCACACGGCUGGGACUCAUUCGAGACCCCGACGAAGGAUUGGAAGGCGACGAAGAUAACUGACGAAAGUCCAGAAAAUCCCCUCGUCCCAAGGUUAUCUCACGACUUGAUUACCAGGCUCUUAAAUGGCGGUUCCCCUUUUCGCGGUAGAACAGGUGACCAUCCUGAUGAUAGUCAGAGUAUACCAGAAGUGCUCAAACGGUUCGAGGCCCAGCCCUCUCCGUACAAGGGGAUGUUCAGUGGUCGAAGUACUGUGUCGAGCUCGUCUGAGGAAGAAUCCUGA